Messenger RNA from Limulus polyphemus (Atlantic horseshoe crab), 1768 nucleotides. Its product is annotated as neither inactivation nor afterpotential protein C-like. The record is from RefSeq and is a predicted model, not a curated record. Gene Ontology annotation, cellular component: myosin complex. Gene Ontology annotation, biological process: protein phosphorylation. Gene Ontology annotation, molecular function: ATP binding; protein tyrosine kinase activity; cytoskeletal motor activity. Lineage: Eukaryota; Metazoa; Arthropoda; Merostomata; Xiphosura; Limulidae.
AAAACAAGGAAGGAAUGAGAGAAAAGUUUGAGUAUUUGUGCCCUCUGCUGGACACUUUGGGAAACGCAUAUACUUCUACUAAUCCGAAUAGCAGUCAUUUUGUGAAAAUUUUAGAAAUUACAUUUACUAAAACUGGCAAAAUAACUGGAGCCAUCCUUUUUACAUUUUUACUGGAAGCAAGGCGACUUACGGACAUUCCAAAGGGUGAAAGAAAUUUUCAUGUGUUUUACUACUUUUAUGAGGGACUACGAUCCGAGGGAAGACUAAAAGAAUUUGGACUAGAAGAAAAGAACUACCGUUACCUACCGGAGUUAAAAUCUUCCAACUCCUCAGAGUAUGUUAAAGGAUAUCAACAGUUCUUGAGAGCAUUAACUUCUUUGGCUUUUACAGAAGAGGAAAUUUUCGCCAUUCAGAAGGUAUUAGCAGCCAUUUUGUUACUAGGAGAAACAGAGAUUCAAAACAGUGCAGCAUUUAAACUUUUGGGUGCAGAAUCAAGCGAACUAGAGAACACUUUAACUCAAGACGUCAAUGCACGAGAUGUCUACGCUCGAGCUAUGUAUCUCCGUUUGUUUUCUUGGAUUGUUGCAGUGGUGAACAGACAGUUAUCAUUCUCGCGCCUUGUGUUUGGUGACGUUUAUUCUGUGACAGUAAUUGACUCUCCUGGCUUCGAAAAUGGACUCCACAAUUCCUUGCAUCAACUCUGUGCUAAUGUUAUCAGUGAUAAUCUACAGAAUUAUAUUCAACAGAUCAUUUUCUUUAAGGAACUGGAGGAAUAUGGGGAAGAAGGCGUAAAUGUUCCUUUUAACUUAGAAGGAGGGGUUGACCACAGGACUUUAGUGAAUAAGUUGAUGGACAGUGGUCAAGGUUUACUAACUGCUAUAAGCAAGGUGACACAAUACCAAAGAAAAGGAGAAUCCGGAUGGAUGGAGAGUCUUCAGGAAGCAGACUCUGAAGAAUUGGUUGAAUUCUCUAAUGUAAACGGAAAACCUAUCGUUUCAGUAAAACACAUUUUUAGAAAGGUAUCUUAUGAUGCAACAGACUUGGUUAAGAAGAAUGUCGAAGAUAAAACGAGAGCUCUCACGUCAACCAUGCAAAGAUCUUGUGAUCCCAGAAUACGAGCGAUUUUUUCUAGCGGUGUUCCUGAAGUACUACUCUGAGGAGUAUCUCUCACGUAUUUACGAAACCCACAUCAAAAAGAUCGUCAAGGUUCAGGCCAUUGCCAGGAAAUACUUCGUCAAAGUUCGCCAGUCUAAGACCAAACCACACUAGAUAUCCUGUGUUGUUACAGUUGCGCCGUUUUCUUAGUUUCUACUAAAAUAUUUAAAAAACAUCAUGUCUUUAUCUGUACUUCUAUGCUUUCUGAAAUGAAAUUUAGCAAUAUUUUUCAAAAGAUUUGAAAUUUGAGGUUCACGUCUGUUUUUAGCAUCAUCUUCCAAAUCUUACAGUAACUAAUAAAAUUGAAUUAGACAAACGUAAAUAUAUAACUUUAUCGUCUAUCCUAGAUUAUAUAAUAAACAUAUUUAUAGUAUUUGAAUUAUUAAUAUUGUCGUUAGCUUUUUAUGUAGUAUUAAGAACAAGACUUAAGUAAGGGUGUGUAUUAUGUAAUUUUUGUGUUGAUGAGUAAUAAAUUAGGUUUAAUUAUGUAGUACAUGGUAAAAUAUAUACACUUAAACUGUUUUAUUUCAGUACCUAAUGUUAUAAUAUGAAAUGAAAUAAAGCAGUCAUGGUAGCAGUGGCUGUUUGAAAUAAAGAUACAGUAAUUAGGGAA